Molecule: messenger RNA, 2312 nt
Organism: Juglans regia (Persian walnut)
Lineage: Eukaryota; Viridiplantae; Streptophyta; Magnoliopsida; Fagales; Juglandaceae
Product: probable inositol transporter 2
Exons: 6
Coding region: 219-1955 (578 amino acids)
Biological process (GO): transmembrane transport
Cellular component (GO): membrane
Molecular function (GO): myo-inositol:proton symporter activity
Source: RefSeq, a predicted model, not a curated record
CCUACAAAAUUUAUAGUCAGCAAUUAGCAUCAUCAUCGUCUCCCCCCCCCUCCCCAUAUCCAGUCACUUCCUCGCUCUGUUUUAACUCAGACACUGUCUUUCGCUCUCUUUCUCACCUAUUUUCUCGGAAAAUCCAAACAUAGUACAAAGGGUGUGUUUUUUGAGAGCGAAAGGAAAUAACAGAGGCCUUGGCUCUUCUUCCUUCAAAACAAAUAGAAAUGGAAGGUGGGUUACACAUAGAGGCCGAUUCCUCAGCUUUCAGAGAAUGCUUCUCUCUGGCAUGGAAAAACCCUUAUGUUCUUCGCCUCGCCUUCUCCGCUGGGAUUGGUGGCCUUCUCUUUGGCUAUGACACAGGAGUGAUAUCAGGAGCACUUCUUUACAUAAGAGAUGAAUUCGAGGAGGUGGAUAAAAAUACUUUCUUGCAGGAGAGCAUAGUGAGCAUGGCAGUUGCAGGAGCAAUCAUUGGAGCUGCAAUUGGCGGAUGGCUGAAUGACCGCUAUGGACGGAGAACUGCAAUCUUAAUAGCAGACUUUCUGUUCUUUGUAGGUGCUGUGAUCAUGGCUGCUGCUAAUGGUUCAUCUCUUCUUAUAGUUGGACGUAUUUUUGUUGGACUAGGGGUUGGAAUGGCAUCAAUGACAGCUCCUUUGUACAUCUCUGAAGCUUCCCCAGCAAAAAUCCGUGGUGCCCUUGUUAGUACCAAUGGAUUUCUUAUAACUGGAGGCCAGUUCCUUUCAUACCUUAUCAACUUGGCCUUCACCAAGGCACCUGGUACGUGGCGGUGGAUGCUUGGAGUUGCAGGACUUCCUGCUCUGAUUCAGUUUGUGUUAAUGUUUUUUCUUCCAGAGUCACCCCGUUGGCUAUACCGCAAGGGAAGGGAAGAAGAGGCCAAAACCUUACUAAGGAAAAUAUACUCCGCCAAUGAGGUAGAAGCAGAGAUCCAAGCUCUAAAGGAAUCAGUUGAGGCAGAGAUCCAGGCAAAAGGAUCGUCUGGAAAGAUUACCUAUGCUGAACUAUGGAAAACCAAAACAGUAAGGAGAGGACUAAUUGCUGGAGUUGGCCUUCAGGUCUUCCAGCAGUUUGUGGGCAUAAACACAGUUAUGUACUACAGCCCCACCAUAUUUCAAUUAGCUGGAAUUGCAUCUAAUCGAACUGCACUCCUCCUCUCACUCGUCACUGCUGGCCUCAAUGCCUGUGGCUCUAUUGUGAGCAUCUACUUUAUUGACAGGACUGGGAGGAAGAAACUUCUAAUUAUUAGUUUGUUUGGUGUUAUACUCUCACUUGGGCUUUUAUCAGGGAUAUUUUAUCAUACUUCGACCCAUUCGCCAUUGGUUACAGCAACUGCAACUUCUAAAUUUACAAAUUACACCUGCCCAGAUUACAGUUCUGCUGUAAACGCCAACAGGUGGGACUGUAUGAAGUGUUUGAAGGCUUCAUCUCCAGACUGUGGGUUCUGUGCCUCAGCCACUAAUAAGCUAUUUCCAGGGGAGUGUUUGAUUUCAAAUAACACAGUGAAGGACUCGUGCCACGGAGAAGACAGGUUAUGGUACACCAGGGGAUGUCCUAGCAAAACUGGAUGGCUUGCACUUGUAGGCCUGGCACUUUACAUCAUAUUCUUCUCCCCAGGAAUGGGAACUGUCCCGUGGAUAGUCAACUCCGAGAUAUAUCCUCUACGAUAUCGAGGCAUCUGUGGAGGAAUCGCCGCCACAGCAAACUGGAUCUCAAACCUCAUUGUUGCACAGUCCUUCCUGACUUUAACGCAUGCAAUUGGGACUUCCUGGACAUUCCUCAUUUUCGGGGUCAUUUCAGUUGUAGCCCUGUUCUUUGUCUUGAUCUGCGUCCCAGAAACAAAGGGACUUCCAAUCGAGGAGGUGGAGAAGAUGCUGGAGCUUAGAGCUUUACACUUCAGGUUCUGGGAGAAAAGUGCUGACGCAAAUUACAAGAACCAAGCUGCCUGAAAAUAAGCUCGAAGUUUUACAUGUUGAUUGAGAUUAGCACAGGGAAUCUGGAUGAGAAAUGACUUGUACAAGUUCCAAAUAAAUAAGUUUUGCACAAUUUUUUUGUAAAAAAGUGGACUCUAUUUUGAAAAAGUAUAAAAAAAAUUAUUCUUUUUUAAUUGGAUCCACUUUUUUAUAAAAAGUCUGCUGGAGACUUGUUUAUUUGGAACUUAUAUCUAGUACUCCUUUAAUAAGUUGCACUCUCAACUAGCGUAUAGUUAUUUAGUGUUUAGUUAAUAAUUAUCCUUAAUCUAGAAUGAAAAUGAUAUUAAAAUUAAUAAAAAAAGGAAAAUUGAAUAUUAAAAAUACUUCAGAGAA